AUGGGCUUCCUCAAGCGCAUGCGACAGAAAGUCAGGGGCUCGGGGAAGGCCAAGAAAGACGCGCCCACCGAUGUGUAUCAGCAAGAAUUCCAGCUGCAGUAUCGGCUUAACCGGCAGACUCAAGAUUGCACAAAGAACCUCCCUCUGAAAGUGUUCUACAACAUCUUUACAUAUGUCUGCCCCCAUUCGGCCGACGAUUCUCUGACGCCGCUGGAAGAAUCGAUAGCUGGCGAUGGCUGCAUGCUAUGUGAUAUGCGCAAUCUUGCCCAGUGCGCACUUGUCUGCCGCAGAUGGUACGGGGUCGCUCAAGAUUUAUUAUACCGCCAUGUCCGUAUCGAUGCAGUGCAUUACUGCGAGCUCGAGGUCAUAUUGGCGGCAAAACGAAAGAAAUCCUCGUGGCUAAAUAACAACGCAUUGCCGCUAGACGCACCUAGAACCCGUUUUCUACUAUUUAUGCGAACAGUGAGGGAGUCCAAGGACCUGGGACAACAAGUGCUCUCGCUACGCAUGCCAUAUAUGACACGAGAAUCUAGCAAAAGCGAGCUGGCACGGACGGUUUCUAUUCUUCCUAACUUACGCUAUGUCGACCUGCCGGCCGGGUUUUUCACCGAUGACGCCUCAUGCCUUACUCUUAAACUAGAAUUAAUGACCAGCUGCAGCGAUCUUCGCCGUAUGAAAUACGCCCAUGGAUCAGAAGCCAGCUUUGCGAAAAUACCGCAGAAGCAGCCAUGGGCUAACGUCGAGGUGCUGGAGCUAUCUAAGCUUUGCCUUGAACCAAACUUACUGCGUCUGGCACUCAGUCACUUCCCACAAUUACAAGACUUGAAGUUGAACGAUUUAGGAUGGCUGGAUAAUUCUAUUUCUGCAAUCCCAGCUUCGUCACCUGGCCUCCCACCUCUACAACGGCUUACAUUACAAGAUACCCCUCAGGUCACUGCCAAGGGCCUGGUAACAUACCUCUCUUUUCCUCAGAAUCGCGAUGCUUUGAAGCAUCUUUCUCUUGUGAACACGGGAGUUUCCCCGCAGGAACUACACGAAAUUCUUGAACACGCUACCUCUCUCGAAACACUGUCCAUCAUCCACAAAGUCACCAGCCCUUUCCCUUCUGGCAAUAUUCCCCCUCUACGCUCUAAAUCCCUACGCCUCCUCCACUACGAAAUCACCUCUGAGGCUUAUGCCUACGGUGUGCCUUCUGUAUCUUCUUCAUACUAUGCCUAUCUCAGGUCUUCGCUGCUCACCGGCAAACUCACGGCCUUAAAAGAACUCUACGUCCGCGACGCCAAUUUCUCCGAGACGCUCAUGGCCUCCGCGCCGCCAAAACAGCUUGGCGGCGGUGAAAAUGCACUUAAGCCCAGCGGACCUGGCCUUAACCAGAUUCUGUCCGUCUAUAGCAAAGGCGUAGACGAGACGGAGUGGAAUUUUUCGACAUACGAGCGGUUUUGUGGGUCCGAGCGGCGCACAAGCAUGCUGCAGCCCAUGAGCUGCCACGGGGCGCAGCUGGGCCCUACAUGGAGUGGAAAUGCUCGCGAGAGUGUGCUUCUGACGAAUGGGUGUGGUGGGUUUCUGGCGGUGCCGUCGGAAGAACGGCCGGUAAUACACAGCGGCGAGUGGCCGAAUGCGGGUGCAAAGCGGGAUUUAUGGCGUUAG
Messenger RNA from Ophidiomyces ophidiicola, 1647 nucleotides. RefSeq lists its product as uncharacterized. The record is from RefSeq and is a predicted model, not a curated record. Bases 1 to 1647 code for a protein of 548 amino acids. Gene Ontology annotation, molecular function: protein binding. The transcript is spliced from 2 exons. NCBI's taxonomy places the organism in Eukaryota, Fungi, Ascomycota, Eurotiomycetes, Onygenales, Onygenaceae.